Siniperca chuatsi (mandarin fish) is the source of this 4731-nucleotide messenger RNA. RefSeq lists its product as uncharacterized. The record is from RefSeq and is a predicted model, not a curated record. NCBI's taxonomy places the organism in Eukaryota, Metazoa, Chordata, Actinopteri, Centrarchiformes, Sinipercidae. Bases 829 to 1713 code for a protein of 294 amino acids. The transcript is spliced from 12 exons.
ACCACCCUGGAAUCAGGGACCAAUAACUAAACAUGAAAAACAGUAUCAAAGGUGGCUGUCCACCUAAAAAUAUUGAUAUUUAAGGUACUAUCUUACAUUAAACUUUAGGACAGUGAAGGGUGAGAUCCGAGCACUGACUGACACAACCAGCCAUUAUCACAACAUGUACACACAAUAACCACAGGCAACUGCUCUUUAAAAGAUACAAUAGCGUAUAUUUAACCUUAGCACUGAUUAACAAUCAGUAACUUCGACCAACAACCACUAUUGUUUAGUCUAAACACAAUAAGCAUACAACAAUGAGGGUGGGGUACAAGGAAGAUGGUGGGCAGACCCGUGAAUCUCAAACAGAAGGAUAGAGCUAAAACAGGAGGACGAGCUCUAUUUGUCCUCAAGAUAACGUGCAGCUUAAAUGGCUAAGCCUCGCUGUUCUCACUACAGCUGGCAGACUUUAUGCAUGUGGUCAAGUACAUUUUAUGUCGUGACACUGUGGUUUAUAAAAUGUCAAACACAGAGCUAUUUUGAUGUAUAGUUGACUGAGACUGAUCUUGCAGGUUGCACUUUUUUACUCUACAUGUUUAAAUUGUGCUUCAUUUUAGUCAUUAACACAUUUUGUAUAUGCUAGCACAGUUUUAGACAUUAAACCAUGAGUCUGUGUGUGUGUGUGUGUGUGUGUGUGUGUGUGAGUGUGUUCAAAGGAAAGGGAGGCGCUUCAGACUUUGAAAGUGUGAGAAGAAGGGGAAGACGAAGUCAUUGAGACUAUAAAGACCAUAGUUUGACUGACCUGAUAAUUCCUGUAUACUUACAUUUUUGCCCGUCAGUUUCACUAUGAUAAACAUCUAUGCAGCCUGUUGUCUUCUUUCUGCUCUGAGCAUUGUGGAGCUGAAGACUCUCGACAUAAAUAGACGUGUUGGGGAAAAUGUGACAAUCGAAUGCUCAGACUGGAACGUUUGGAUUAAUGUAAAAUCUAAUGUUAAGUACUUUUGUGAAAGUCCAUGCUCCAAAGACAAACACAUCAUCGUCAAAGCAGCACCUGGAAAGACUCAACAAAAGAAGCGAAUCAAGUUAACUAACAGUGCAGAAGUUUUAUUUGUGACCUUCACUAAUCUCCGAAAGUCAGACUCUAAGAAAUAUUAUUGUGGAGCGGAGAGAUUUGGCCAUGAUUUAUAUAUAGAGGUGAAUCUUAAAGUUACAGAUGUUGGGUUUUCCAGUCCCAAGACAACUCCAAAAACAGUCAUCGUUGCUGUUACAAACAGCUCCACUAUGUCUUCAAGCAGCUCAGAUAUUAAUACUGAUAUGUCUACUUCAUGCAUCAUCCAUUCUACAACCCUUACUGCACCAGCAACACAUGGAGCUGGAAAUGCACCAUAUUUGAUUGUAGGUGUACUUUUUAUAAUAACCUUAAUGGUGUUCGUACUGAUGCAUACCAGGAAGAUUUUGAAGAAACAACUGAUGGUUGUUACCGCCCCAGAAGAAGACGCAGGAGAAAGUGCGGGUCCUGAUGAAGUCUACCAAUCACUCCACCCAUUUACAGAGGAUAAAGACCAAGUCUACAGCACUCUCACACCCACCAAAGGGAGUGCAGGUCCUGAUGAAGUCUACCAAUCACUCCACCCAUUUACAGAGGAUAACGACCAAGUCUACAGCACUCUCACACCCACCAAAGGGAAUGCUGUUCUGGAGUCGAUGUCAGUGGAUGCAAGCAGCGUCUGAUAGAUUUGUAUUUAUUCAAAUGAACACAGAAGUAUGCAUACUUGUUUUGUUCUUGCAAUGUGAAUGCUAUGUGGACAAAAAUCUGUUAAAACAGUCACAUUGUGGGGGCUCAUCUUACAUUUUGGGGCAAAACACUGGUCAUCGCAAAGUAAUUGAUUGAAUUUUAGGAUUAAGAAUUGAUUCUUUGCUAAGGUUAAAGUUGGAAUUAAGCAUGGGGUGUGAUGUUUUUCACAAAGUGGUCAGAUUCAUCCAUUACUUGCUUGUAUGAAAGUGAUUCUUUUUACUCUGAUAAUGCAGUAAUAAUUCUAAAGACUGCAGCCACAAAACUUUCCCUUAUGUGUUUUUAUUUGCUUUGAAUUUAAAUUACAUAUCACAAAAUAAAGAAAAUGUAAAGCUUGAGAUGAUUUUUCUUAAGAACGCUGUGAAUGCUCUUUUUAUGUUGGUGCAUCUAGACAUGCUGACAGGCUUCACUUACAUACAUAUUAUCCUUUACUUUGCUUUGCUAUCAGUUCAAAUUCUGAAUAUAUGUUUUGCUGUUUGAUGUUUAUGGUUUGCUGUUUUGUACACACUAACACAGUCUUAAACAUUACGUCAUGUGCUCUGUGUGCCUGUGUGUGUGUGUGUGUGUGUGUGUGUGUGUGUGUGUGUGUGUGUGUGUGUUCAAAGGAAAGGGACGAGCUUCAGACUUUGAAAGGGUAAGAGGAAGUGAAAAGGGAAGUUAUAAAGACCAUAGUUGUACUGAUCUGAUAAUUAAUUCCUGUAUACUAGCAUUUUUGCCCGUCAGUUUCACUAUGAUAAACAUCUAUGCGGCCUGUUGUCUUCUUUCUGGUGAGUUUAUUUUUUCUGUAUUCUCUGUAUUUGCACCUCCUGUAGCUUGUGUAUAAAUGUUGCAGCUGUUAAAUGAAAUGCUGCUAAAUGUGUCAUCUAGUUGUUCACCUUUUUAAAAAGGUUUUGCCAUCACAAAUAAUAAAACGGAUCAUUGUUAAAAGAAAUGUGCAUAUUUGAAUUCAUUUAUGCAUUGACACUGAUGAUAACAAACUAUGUUUCCUUUAUUUCCACUUGUAGCUCUGAGCAUUGUGGAGCUGAAGACUCUCGACAUAAAUAGACGUGUUGGGGAAAAUGUGACAAUCGAAUGCUCAGACUGGAACGUUUGGAUUAAUGUAAAAUCUAAUGUUAAGUACUUUUGUGAAAGUCCAUGCUCCAAAGACAAACACAUCAUCGUCAAAGCAGCACCUGGAAAGACUCAACAAAAGAAGCGAAUCAAGUUAACUAACAGUGCAGAAGUUUUAUUUGUGACCUUCACUAAUCUCCGAAAGUCAGACUCUAAGAAAUAUUAUUGUGGAGCGGAGAGAUUUGGCCAUGAUUUAUAUAUAGAGGUGAAUCUUAAAGUUACAGAUGUUGGGUUUUCCAGUCCCAAGACAACUCCAAAAACAGUCAUCGUUGCUGUUACAAACAGCUCCACUAUGUCUUCAAGCAGCUCAGAUAUUAAUACUGAUAUGUCUACUUCAUGCAUCAUCCAUUCUACAACCCCUACUGCACCAGCAACACAUGGAGCUGGAAGUGUACCAUAUUUGAUCAUAGGUGUCAUUGUCAUAAUAACCAUACUGAUGGUCCUACUGAAGCUUAUGAUGAAGAUGAUGAAGAAACAACUGAAAGUUGUGUUAAGUGCUGAUAUGCCACAAGAAGACGCACGAGAGAAUGCUGGAUAUGAGAAAAUCAGACCUGAAGAUCAGCCAACUGUGAGUCAACCUGCAGGGGUUUCUACUGUAUGCUUCUCUGAAACCAACACUGACGUAGACCCAGACAGUCUCUAUGGUAAUUAUUCCUACCACCAAGGCGGUGCAUUAGCAGCUGAGAUUGGUAAUAGCUCUUCAAAAGUUAUUUUUUUAAAUUCAGCUUCCAGCUCUGGGGUCAAUUCAAGGGGGGUAUGUGCAGAGAGCAGACUCACAGAUCCCCAAUGUGACUUGGUGUACUCUGUUGCUCAACUACCCAAAGAGCAAAAUGAACCCACUCGGUUAUCUGAACCAAAUCAAUCUGAAAGCUACGAAAAUUACUCUCUCUAUUCCUUGGCCAAGCUACCAUAGACAACCUGAAUGUGGCUAGUGUGAUCGAAAUGGCUAAAAAUUGACCCAGGCACCCAGACAAAAGAGUGCACAAAGAUGCAUUCUCAAUGGUAUGUUGCCCAUGAAGCUCAGUGAAAACACUCAAAUAUGUCUGUGACACAGCUGGAGAUAUAGUCUGCAGUAUACAGGUUGAAGACAAUACAAGAUAUGUUUUAGAAAAUGGAAUAUGUUUCUGAAUAGUUAAUAAUAGUUAUAGAAUAAGUAAUAGAAUAAUAGUUGUGGUGUAUGAAGUAGAUCAGCAAUGGGGCUUCUUCUAUAUAUACAGUAAGGACACUGAGAGGAAGUCUUGCUUCCCCAAAGCUACAUUAUACAGCCUUCAACUGCUCACCUUUCACAUUCUCACAUUGGACUGCUAAAUUCACAUCUAUUACUAUUCAAAUGUGAGGCACUUUCAGCCCACUUGUGUUUCUCUUUUUAUAUCAAUAAUCCUCAGCUGUAUUGUAACAUAUAUUUUAAGUUAUUUGUGUCUUGUUUUUAAGUUUUACUUCUACAUGAGUUGGUCCUUUCAUAACUGCUGUCUUUUUAUUCAAUUUUUAUAACAAGAUUUGCAUUAUGUGAUUACCUAUGAUCUUUAUUAACUUGCAGGAUAUUGCAUAAAUGAUUAUAUUACUUAUGGUAUACAUUCUUUGUUUUUAAUCCCUUUUUUGUGAAAGACUUUGGUUUGCAUCUUUGUAUGAAGGGCACUAUAUACAAAUAAGGUUAUUAAAUAACAAAUGAAAGCAUUAUGAAGUUGUUUUUUAUAUGUGAUGAACAUUUUGAUUUGAGUUGUACAUUUAUUAAUCUUAGAGUUGAUCUGAGUUUUGUACUGUUAUCCACUGUCAUGUUUUGUAUUAUGCACAUUUGUAUCAUGCACAUGGGCCUACAGUCUGUAAUAAAGACAUAAUUAAAUGUAUAA